UUUUUAUCAGUUUACAACACCGUCUUCGUUUCUGAACACUGGUUCAUACUUACACGAAGCAAGCGGAAAGGUUGAUGCGUGGAAGAAGACAGUUCGCUUUCCCUCUUCAAAAUGCCAGUGAGACGGGGUCAUGUUGCGCCCCAGAACACUUACCUGGACACCAUCAUCAGAAAAUUCGACGGGCAAAACCGCAAGUUCCUGAUCGCCAAUGCGCAGAUGAAGAACUGCGGCAUCAUCUACUGCAACGAGGGCUUCUGCCAGAUGUUCGGCUUCUCGCGGGCGGAGAUCAUGCAGCAGUCCUGCACCUGCCAGUUCCUGGUGGGUCCAGGCACCAUGAAGGGCGCCCUGGCCCAGCUGGCCCAGGCGCUGCUGGGCUCCGAGGAGCGUAAAGUGGAGAUCCUCUACUAUGGAAAAGAAGGGACCUGCCUGCCCUGCCGUGUGCAUGUGGUUCCCGUGAAGAACGAGGAGGGAACCGUCAUCAUGUUCAUCCUCAACUUCGAGGAGCUGCUUGACACCUCACGCAAGAAGGGCGGGCUCAGACAGCGGCUGGCCCAGGGCUGGCUCCGAGCAGGUCAGAGUGGGAGACUGAGGCUGAAGCUGCCCUCCCUGCACGCCAUCGCCCUUCGCCAGCCCUCCAUCUCCAAGGACCAGUUCGAGGGCGUGGUGGUGGACCACCUGCAUCCUAGCAACGAGGAGGUGCCCCUGAAGGACUUCCACAUCCUAUCUAAAGAGAGCUGUAUGCAGUCGGAAACGGAGGCCCUGAUAGAGCAGGGCCGCACCUCACACCCUAUGGCACACUCCUCCCCUAAAUGGCUCCCGGAACACCUGGAUCCCCAUAGGCCCUUUCCUGGAGAUGGCCUGCCGCGGAGCCGGUCCCGGGACAGCCUGCAGACCCUCCGCCGUGCCUCCUCGCUCGAUGACAUCGACAGCAUGAGGGCCAGCUGGAGCGGGCGGGGCGGGGACCUGCGCUUUAACAGCAACCUGAAGUCCAACCUGCUGAACUCCACGUCUGACUCAGACCUGAUGAAGUACCGCGCCAUCAGCCGGAUCCCACAGAUCACGCUCACCUUCGGCUCCGACCGGCUGCGCCCACCCUCGCCGGCCGAGAUCGAGAUCAUUGCACCCAGCAAAGUGAAGGACCGCACACAGAACGUCACAGAGAAGGUGACACAGGUGCUGUCCCUGGGUGCAGACGUGCUUCCGGAGUACAAGCUGCAGGCACCACGCAUCCACAAGUGGACCAUCCUGCACUACAGCCCCUUUAAGGCUGUGUGGGACUGGGUCAUCCUGCUGCUGGUGCUCUACACGGCCGUCUUCACGCCCUACUCGGCCGCCUUCCUCCUCAACGACCAGGAGGACGAGCGCGCCUGCGGCUAUACCUGCAACCCGCUCAACGUGGUGGACCUCAUCGUGGACAUCAUGUUCAUCAUCGACAUCCUCAUCAACUUCCGCACCACCUAUGUCAACCGCAACGACGAGGUGGUGAGCCACCCGGGCCGCAUUGCCGUGCACUACUUCAAGGGCUGGUUCCUCAUCGACAUUGUCGCUGCCAUACCCUUCGACCUGCUCAUCUUCCGCUCUGGCUCUGACGAGCCCCAGACAACCACACUGAUUGGCCUGCUGAAGACUGCUCGACUGCUGCGAUUGGUGCGUGUUGCACGGAAGCUUGACCGAUACUCGGAAUAUGGGGCAGCAGUCCUCUUCCUACUCAUGUGCACCUUCGCCCUUAUUGCUCACUGGCUGGCCUGUAUCUGGUACGCCAUCGGCAAUGUGGAGCGGCCCUACAUGAAGAUAGGCUGGCUGGACAACCUGGCUGACCAGAUUGGCAAGCGCUACAACGACAACGAUUCUACCUCCGGUCCCAGUAUCAAGGACAAGUAUGUCACAGCACUCUACUUCACCUUCAGCAGCCUGACCAGCGUGGGCUUCGGCAAUGUCUCACCAAACACCAACUCUGAGAAGAUCUUCUCCAUCUGCGUCAUGCUCAUUGGCUCGCUGAUGUAUGCCAGCAUCUUCGGGAACGUAUCGGCCAUCAUCCAGCGCCUGUACUCGGGCACAGCGCGCUACCACACCCAGAUGCUGCGGGUCAAGGAGUUCAUCCGGUUCCACCAGAUCCCCGGGGGCCUGCGGCAGCGCUUGGAGGAGUACUUCCAGCACGCAUGGUCCUACACCAAUGGCAUCGACAUGAACGCUGUGCUAAAAGGCUUCCCAGAGUGCCUGCAGGCUGACAUUUGCCUGCAUCUGAAUCGCAGCCUGCUGCAGAACUGUAAGGCCUUCCAGGGGGCCAGCAAGGGCUGCCUGCGAGCUCUGGCCAUGCGCUUCAAGACCACCCACGCCCCGCCGGGCGACACCCUGGUGCACUACGGCGACGUGCUCACCGCCCUCUACUUCAUCUCCCGCGGCUCCAUCGAAAUCCUGCGUGGGGACAUUGUGGUGGCCAUACUGGGUAAGAAUGACAUCUUUGGGGAGCCCAUAAGUCUGUAUGCGCGACCUGGCAAGUCUAACUCAGAUGUGCGAGCGCUGACCUACUGUGACCUACACAAGAUCCAGAGGGACGACCUGCUGGAGGUGCUGGAUAUGUACCCAGGCUUCUCCGACAACUUCUGGAUCAACUUGGAGAUCACUUUCAACCUGCGAGAUGCAGAUGGAGUCAUGCAGACGCUGACCAGUGAAGACUCUGACUGUGGUUACCACCGGCCGCGGCGCAAGAGAAACUCCCUGCACCGCCGCAACCGGCCUGAUGGGAUGGACCGGGAGGGCUCAUACCCCAACCAGUCCUGUCCCACCAUGGGCAACCACCAGAGGGCAGCACCACACCCACAGUGGGAUGAGCUGUGCAGCAGCGGGAGCCCCUGCUCCCAGUCCAGCGAGGAUGAGAUGAAGCCCCUGAGCCAAAGCAAGACUGAACUGUACUCACCAGGAGGCGACACGUGUGACUAUCCCCCUGCUGUUGUCAGCCUGUUGCCACCCAGCAGCACCACAGCUGGCGUGGGGAGCCCCAUAGACCGAAAUAACCCCUACACAGCGGCCCCUCUCAACGUGCCAGGUCUGUACCGGUUCUGGCCUGACCGGCGAUCCAGCCAGUUCUCAGAGAGCACCCAGCGCUCCUCCUCUGUCCGCGCCACCUACCACCCCCCGCCCUGCGCAGAGGACCGCCCCAGCGAACUGGAGUCCCGUCUGGAGCUGCUGCAGUCCCAGCUCAACAGACUGGAGACGAGAAUGACAGCCGACAUCAACGUGAUUCUGCAGCUCCUCCAGCGCCAGAUGGCUCCGGUGCCCCCUGCCUACACCGCUGUAUCGCCCAGCGCCCACCCACCACACUCACCUGGCCUAUACAGCCCUGGAGCACAGGUGCUGCACAGCAUGGCCCCCAUCACAGCAAUGCAGAUGGACAGCCUGGCCCCGCCCCUGCAGAGUCUGAACACUGAGAAGUCCAACCUCAGGUCCAGGGACUCCAUGUCCAGCGGCAUCCACCUGGCUGCAGCCUCAGAUGAGUUGAUUUCCCCUGCGACAGAGAUGACCACGCCUGGUCUGAGACCGCUCCCAGCCCACAUUUCUGCAGGCUCGCCCGGACUGUGUGGCAACCUGCGCUUCCCCUCACUCCCCGAAAACCUGGAGGGCUCCUCGGGCCUGGCUGAGAUUCACAGACAUGUCUCAGACCCCAUCCUGCCCGGCAGGUAGGGCCCCCACCUAGCUCUGUUCUGUCCCAUGGUGACCCUUCACCCCUCCG
This is a messenger RNA of Megalops cyprinoides (Indo-Pacific tarpon), 3730 nucleotides long. RefSeq names its product potassium voltage-gated channel subfamily H member 6 (gene kcnh6b). Lineage: Eukaryota; Metazoa; Chordata; Actinopteri; Elopiformes; Megalopidae. The transcript is spliced from 16 exons. Bases 112 to 3681 code for a protein of 1189 amino acids. Gene Ontology annotation, molecular function: inward rectifier potassium channel activity. The record is from RefSeq and is a predicted model, not a curated record. Gene Ontology annotation, biological process: regulation of ventricular cardiac muscle cell membrane repolarization; regulation of heart rate by cardiac conduction; potassium ion transmembrane transport. Gene Ontology annotation, cellular component: membrane.